AUCCAGAUAGACAAUCGUGAGCUGUUGGUUGGGGAUUGCCUUGCGCUCACAUCCUUUUGCCUGUACAAACAGAUAACAUCGCUGCUCUUCCUCCCAGACUUUCCUGGAUGGACGGCGCCGCUGCACUUCAACCCAGUCCGCUUUGAGGAGCUGCUAAUCUUCAUAUUCACUCUGUGCGUGUCAUGGGUCAGCGCCUGUGGCAUCCUGGGCGGCUACAAGACUGUGGCCACCUCUGAUCUGCCCACUGCAUUGGCGCGGGUGAGUGGGGCAUGGUUGAUUGCCAUGCCGAUUGCUGCAUGCAACCUGAUCCUGGUCACGGCUGCGGAAGGGAAUGACCUUGUUGGGGACUCCUUCUUUGGCCACGUGCUACCCCUGGCAGCCAGAGGCACAGGGGAGCCUUUUGUGACUGCAGCUGGUGUCCUGGGGCUUAUGGCGGUGUGGAGAGCGUUUUACACAGUGUUUCUGGAU
This is a messenger RNA of Coccomyxa subellipsoidea C-169, 468 nucleotides long. RefSeq lists its product as hypothetical. The transcript has 4 exons. Lineage: Eukaryota; Viridiplantae; Chlorophyta; Trebouxiophyceae; Coccomyxaceae. The record is from RefSeq and is a predicted model, not a curated record. The annotation marks the transcript as partial.